This is a messenger RNA of Yamadazyma jaroonii, 705 nucleotides long. Lineage: Eukaryota; Fungi; Ascomycota; Pichiomycetes; Serinales; Debaryomycetaceae. The record is from the annotation of a GenBank genome assembly.
AUGGACGUGGUGUCCCAAGGGGCUGAAGCUGUAGUAUUUGUUACUACCAGCCAUCCUUAUUGUUCCCAACCAGCGGUGGAAAAUGAUAAAUAUAUCAUCAAAUAUCGACCUUCAAAGAAAUAUAGACAUCCUAAGAUAGAUGCCCAGAUCACUAAGAAUAGAACUGUUGGAGAGGUUAGGUUUAUGAACAAGUUGGAGAAAUUGGGGAUAAAUUCUCCUUCAGUUAUACUGGCAGAUUAUGUUAAUGGGAUCAUUUGGAUGGAAUUCAUUGGUGAUGGGUUACCUAAUGGAGAUAUUUCAUCAGUAAAGAAUUAUCUUUGGUACUUAGAGAAGAAUGAUGAUGAUGAUGGAUGUGUUAGUGAUGAAGUACAACUGAUGUUGGUUGCUGUGGGUCGGUUGAUAGGGGAAUUACAUGCUAAUGAUAUGAUUCAUGGAGAUUUAACUUCUUCGAAUAUUCUCUUGAAUGGUAAAGAACCUUAUUUGAUAGAUUUUGGACUCAGUUCGAUCUCUUCUUUGGCUGAAGAUAAGGCUGUGGAUAUUUAUGUACUUGAAAGAGCCAUUGAAUCCACUCAUUCGGUAUUUGCUGACAGUUAUAAUAAAUGGUUACUCAAGGGAUACGUCCAGGGAAAUAAGAAAUCCAAGGAAGUAUUGGCGAGAUUAGAGGAGGUGAGACUUAGGGGAAGAAAGAGAAGUAUGUUGGGAUAG